Molecule: messenger RNA, 996 nt
Organism: Leptosia nina
Lineage: Eukaryota; Metazoa; Arthropoda; Insecta; Lepidoptera; Pieridae
Source: the annotation of a GenBank genome assembly
AUGGAUUUGGUUGUUAGGAUAUUUCUCUUAGUUCCUGUUUUGAUUGAAUCGCGGCUAGCAAGUGCUGAGGAUUUUGGUUAUGACGGAUCAAUUGGACCGACCUACUGGGGAGAUAGAUACCAGGAAUGUAGAGGAAAACACCAGAGCCCAAUAAACAUUAACGUCUUACGCGUGAAGCAGGUCGCGUUACCAGACAUUAGUUUCGUAGGCUUUGAUGACCCCAUUGAUAAUGUACAUGUCACAAAUAACGGACACACAGUAUUAAUUGAAGUGGAAAACGAACCGCAUCCUCGAGUGAGUGGAGGGCCACUCGAAGGGAAUUACGUGUUCAGUCAAAUGCAUUUCCACUGGGGCGACAAUGACACCUUAGGUUCUGAGGACAAGAUCAACCACAGGAGCUUUCCAAUGGAGUUACACAUGGUGUUCUACAAAGAAGAGUACAAAACUGUAAAAAAUGCUGUAACACACGCAGAUGGUCUAACCGUGCUCGCGUUUUUCUACGAGUUGGAUCGUCACCAACAUCCCGCAUAUGAUGACAUCACAUCAGCGUUGGGCAACGUGACAGAUCCACACUCAAGCGUGGUUAUGAAGAAGCCAUUUUCGUUCUUAAACAUUCUGCCCUACGAUUUAAGAAGAUAUUUCACGUAUAGGGGAUCGCUCACAACGCCACCGUGCUCUGAAGUUGUGAUUUGGUUGGACUUCGAACAACCAGUUAGAUUAACUCACGAUCAGAUAGAAGUAUUCAGAGAGCUACGAUCAGCGAGUGGCAAAAUCAGACACAACUUUAGACCAAUUCAGCCAAUCGGUGAUAGAACUGUAUUCUACAAUAUCGACAGCAACUAUUACACUUAUAAUGAGAUUGAUGAUCCUGAUAGAGAACCGGAGUGGCCACAGAAAAGGAAAGGCCGAAACAGUGCCAGUGUGACUAGCUCUUGUAUUACACUAAUUAUAAUUAUCGAAGUAUUAAUAGCAUAUGUAGAUAAAAUUCAUUAUUAG